AUGGAGAAGUUAGCUAAAGGCUUCUUAGUGUGUUUAUGUCUAUGGUGUUUCUUCUCGCUAUCUUACGCCGCAAGGUCAGGCGUAUCUAAGCAGAAGCUUGAAGUGAAGAAACACUUGAACAGGUUGAACAAACCUGCAGUCAAAAGCAUUCAGAGUCCAGAUGGUGAUAUGAUUGACUGUAUUCCAAUCACAAAGCAACCAGCUUUUGAUCAUCCUUACCUCAAAGAUCACAAGAUCCAGAUGAAGCCUAAUUACCAUCCUGAAGGACUCUUUGAUGAUAACAAAGUAGUGUCUACUAAUUCAAAAGAGAAAGAAAUUCAUAUCCCUCAGUUAUGGCAUAAGUAUGGUAAAUGUCCUGGAGGAACCAUUCCUAUGAGGAGGACAAAGGAAGAUGAUGUCUUGAGAGCUAGUUCUGUUAAAAGAUAUGGCAAGAAGAAGCAUAGAACUGUUCCUUUACCUAAAUCUGCAGAACCUGACCUUAUCAACCAAAGUGGUCACCAACAUGCUAUAGCUUAUGUGGAAGGAGAUAAGUACUAUGGAGCUAAGGCGACUAUUAAUGUUUGGGAGCCAAAGAUACAGCAGCAGAAUGAGUUCAGUUUGUCACAGAUUUGGCUUCUCGGUGGCUCAUUCGGACAAGAUUUGAACAGUAUCGAAGCUGGUUGGCAGGUGAGUCCGGAUCUGUAUGGUGACAAUAACACAAGACUCUUCACUUAUUGGACUAGUGAUGCGUAUCAAGCUACUGGCUGUUACAAUCUUCUUUGCUCGGGUUUUAUUCAAAUCAACAGCGACAUAGCAAUGGGAGCAAGCAUUUCCCCUGUCUCUGGAUAUCGUAACUCGCAGUACGAUAUCAGUAUCCUAAUCUGGAAGGAUCCAAAAGAGGGACACUGGUGGAUGCAGUUUGGGAACGGUUAUGUGUUAGGCUACUGGCCAUCGUUUCUCUUCUCCUACUUAACUGAAAGUGCAUCGAUGAUUGAAUGGGGAGGAGAAGUAGUGAACUCGCAAUCAGAUGGUCACCACACUUCAACACAAAUGGGUAGUGGUAAGUUUCCAGAAGAAGGCUUUAGCAAAGCAAGUUACUUCAGGAACAUUCAAGUGGUUGAUUCGUCAAACAACCUCAAGGCACCUAAAGGACUCGGAACAUUCACUGAACAGUCUAACUGUUACGAUGUUCAACCCGGUAACAAUGAUGAUUGGGGUCAUUACUUCUACUAUGGAGGUCCUGGUAAAAACGAAAAGUGUCCAUAA
Molecule: messenger RNA, 1245 nt
Organism: Arabis nemorensis
Lineage: Eukaryota; Viridiplantae; Streptophyta; Magnoliopsida; Brassicales; Brassicaceae
Source: the annotation of a GenBank genome assembly